AUGGAGCGUAUGGUGAAUCGUAGACUGAUGCAGUUCCUGGAAGACGGCAAAUAUUUGGACAACCGGCAGUUCGCUUUUCGACAGGGUUUUGGUACCAGUGGUUACCUAGGAUCACUAAGCGAGACGAUCUGGCGCGCUGUCGAUUCGGGCCAUCACAUCGAUAUAGGCAUUCUCGACAUUGCCAAGGCGUACAAUUCCGUCUGGCGUGAGGGAGUCCUUCGUCAGCUUCUCGAUUGGGGCGUAAAAGGUAGACUCGGCGUAUUCCUGCAGGAUUACCUAGCUAACCGCAAGUUCAGAGUUGGGAUUGGGGGAUGCCAGUCCGAUGAAUUUGUGGAGGUAAACGGUGUUCCUCAGGGCUCCGCGCUUGCUGUAACUCUGUUCUUAGUUAGCGUCAACUCCAUGUUCCAGUGCUUGCCGAGGGACGUGUAUGCCUUCAUGUAUGCGGACGACAUUGUCAUCGUAGUGUCAGGAAGAAGGGUUCGCCCAGUCCGUAGAAAAAUACAAACAGCAGUAAACGCGAUUGGACGCUGGGCUGAAUCAGUCGGAUUCUCGAUUGCUGCAGAAAAGUGCUCGAUAACACACUGCUGCAACACACACCAUGUGGCAACUGGUGUUCCGGUGAAAUUGGGAAGCGUCAACAUCCCGUUCAGACGCGAACCUAAGAUACUUGGUGUGACCAUCGACCGGAAAUUCUGUUUCAUACCACAUUUUCGCAGGAUCAAACAAGAAUGCGAGAGCCGCUUAAGACUGCUACGCACGAUCAGUUCGCGUCACCCUAGAUGGAACAGACUUACCGGGUUGAAUAUCAGCAGAGCUCUUAUCAAUAGUCGCAUAUUCUACGGGGUGGAAGCAACGUGCACCAACAGAAGCGGCUUAACAAGUGUACUUGCCCCACUUUACAACAGAUCGGUGAGGCUCUGUUCGAAUCUUUUGCCCGGUACUCCGGCGACUGAUGCUUGUGUUGAGGCAGGUGUUCUUCCUUUCCGUUGGAUCGUUGCGGUCACCAUUAUCAAACGUGCUCUCAGUUAUCUCGAAAAAACCACAGGGAACGACUGUGUGCUGCUCCAGGUGAGUAAAGAGAUCCAUCGCAGUUUUACUGGAACUGACCUUCCGAAGCUAGCCCGGUUGCACCGUGUAUGCAAACGUCCAUGGUUCGAGAGUGGACUUAGUAUCGACACCAGCCUGGCAUCAUCACGAGGGGCAAACCCCAACUCUAGCGUGGCAACAGCGAAGUUCGCGGAACUGGUGAACACCAGAUUCACCCACCACAUGCAAGUGUUCACUGACGGAUCCAAGUGUAACAAUUCAGUCGGCAUCGGAAUCAGCGGCAUCGGAAGGGGCCUAUGUCUCAAAAUGCCAAAGUUGUGCUCGGUUUUUUCGGCGGAAGCGGCGGCCAUAGCACAUGCUGUAGGUCGUGUUCCAGCUAAUACUCCAGUGGUCAUUUUUACCGAUUCACUGUCGGUGCUCUCAGCCUUGGAAGCGGGAGAGUCACGGCACCCAUUCAUUCAGGCAAUAGAGGUAAACUGCGCAGCGAUGACAACUUUGUGUUGGGUCCUCGGUCACAGCAACAUUCAUGGCAACGAGCGGGCGGACACACUGGCGGCAGUUGGUAGGUCGGCACAGGCAUUCGCGACGGACACCGUUCCUGCGGCUGACAUAUUUAAAAACUUCAAAAACGAGACCAUCAUUCACUUUACGCGACACUGGAGAAGCUCGACAGGCUUGUUAAGCAAAGUUAAAGGCGAUUUGAACCGAUGGAACGAUAGGGACGACAGACGGGAACAAAGGGUCCUGUCCAGGUUGCGUGCGAGACACACGAGGGUCACCCACGCUCACACGAUCACCAGAUGUGAUCCACCAAUCUGCACAACAUGCAACACCAGAUUAACAGUCGAACAUAUGCUAAUCAACUGUGCGGAGUAUCAUGACCUGCGAGAACAUUACCAACUAUCAACAUCAAUAAGGGAUGUUCUCAGCAAUGACCCUGUUAGAGAGGAGGUUCUUCUGUCGUUCCUGAAGGAUGCCGGCCUGUUUUGGGAAAUUUAA
Molecule: messenger RNA, 2046 nt
Organism: Toxorhynchites rutilus septentrionalis
Lineage: Eukaryota; Metazoa; Arthropoda; Insecta; Diptera; Culicidae
Exons: 1
Coding region: 1-2046 (681 amino acids)
Molecular function (GO): RNA-DNA hybrid ribonuclease activity; nucleic acid binding
Source: RefSeq, a predicted model, not a curated record